AUGUCACAGCACUCAUAUGCACAUCCCCACCCCGACAUCGUAGUCACUAAACCUGAAGAAACAGAACAAUUAAAGGAAGACAACUGGGAUAAAGGAGACAUCUUCUUCACAAGUGUUGAUGAUGCAAAUGAUUGCAUCACCAUUGAAGUGCCCUGUGAAGAUCAAGUUGUGGAAGAAGUUAUACCUGUCAGUACGGAUAUGGACUUUAAGUCUCUAACUAAUAAUAGUUCAGAAAUAAUGUUAGAAUGUGACAUGAAGUUAUUGUCACCAAUGAGUUUAUCCCCAAAAUCAGAAGAGAAUUUACUAGGAUUGUCACCAUCACACACAAUUCUCAGUUCAGAUUUAGGUUAUGAGUCAUUGGCAUCUCCGUUCAGUGAACCAGAAUCUAUGGACUUGUCAGACUUUUGGUGUGAAUCAUUUUCAGAAUUGUUUCCUGGCUUAACAUAA
Parnassius apollo (apollo) is the source of this 447-nucleotide messenger RNA. NCBI's taxonomy places the organism in Eukaryota, Metazoa, Arthropoda, Insecta, Lepidoptera, Papilionidae. The record is from the annotation of a GenBank genome assembly.